AACGUCAAAAGCACGUGUACUUUGUUUACAAGAUUUUUUACUUCUUUUAGCGUUAGAAUUUUGUUUAAUUUAUUUAUAAAAAUGGAUUUUGGAGAGCUGAAAAAGGACAAAGGUUUCGUGGAGAAAAUACAAAAUUUGGACAAGACGUUGGAGGAAGUGAAUUCAGCCGUUGAGAAAGCGUUAAAUGUAAAGGAAGAAGGAUUGACUCAGGAGGAGAAAGUAAAACUCGAUAUUUUUCUCUCCUACGCCCUCAAUUCUUUGUAUUUUAUUCAUCUGAAGCUUCAAGGGACAGAUGUUAGUCAACACACGGUGAAGCACGAACUAGCCCGAGUACGCGAGGCAAUGGUCCGCCAGAAGCAAAUUCACGACAAGAAGACACUGAUGCCACGCGUAAAUGUACCGGCGGCGAAGCGUUUUGUACGGCACAGCUUGUGGGAGGGAGGUGACAAGAAAAGUGACGCAGGUGGCAAUGAGAGUUCUCGCGGCGUGAAGCGUAAAGCUGAUCACUGAUGCCGUGCACGGUAGAGCUCUAUCGCCUUCUCCCUCACCUUACGCUUGAUCACUUUCCCGGAUGCCGUUAGUGGAAGUUUCUCCACAAAGUAGACACCACCACGGAGUUGCUUUGCAUCCGAAAGUGUUGCAGCAACAAGUUGGGUUAUGUCGUUCGCGGUGACAUUGGCACCCUCCCUGAGGACAACUAAGGCGGCCGGAAGGUCCGUAACGACGGGAUCGGGAAUCCCCACAACAGCCGCAUAUUCCACCUCCUCAAUGCGACAAAUAACAUUCUCGAUCUCAGAAGGUGAAACAUGGUGGUUGCAGUACUUCAGGAUAUCCUUGAGACGAUCCCCAAUAUGGAGAUCACCAUCGUUGUCCAUGUAGCCAAUAUCGCCUGAAUGUACAAACCCUUCGUCGUCGAUCAUCUCAUCUGUGGCCUUAGCGUUUGCAAUGUAACCCUGUAGGAAGACGUCAAGAACAUCCCGUUAACAACUGAUCAACGUAAGAGUUUGAAGGAGAAGCGAAGAAGAAGAAGAUUUGUGAUGUAAAAAUUAAAUUAAAAUAAAGAACUUACUAAGAAUC
Messenger RNA from Lutzomyia longipalpis, 1077 nucleotides. It is a transcript of the gene Rrp47, whose product is annotated as nuclear nucleic acid-binding protein C1D. Bases 82 to 510 code for a protein of 142 amino acids. Lineage: Eukaryota; Metazoa; Arthropoda; Insecta; Diptera; Psychodidae. The transcript is spliced from 2 exons. Gene Ontology annotation, cellular component: nucleolus; exosome (RNase complex). The record is from RefSeq and is a predicted model, not a curated record. Gene Ontology annotation, molecular function: DNA binding; RNA binding. Gene Ontology annotation, biological process: regulation of gene expression; maturation of 5.8S rRNA.